Molecule: messenger RNA, 1043 nt
Organism: Leptosomus discolor (cuckoo roller)
Lineage: Eukaryota; Metazoa; Chordata; Aves; Leptosomiformes; Leptosomidae
Source: RefSeq, a predicted model, not a curated record
UCAGGUUGAGUGGCAAGAAAGCGGUGCUGCAAGUGUUCACUUCUGGAUCCUGGCGAACAGUCUGCUCUGAUGACUGGAAAGCAGAGUAUGGAAAUACUACCUGCAAACACCUGGGUUUCUCAAGUUACGUGAGUUCAGGUUACCUGCCCGUGGCUGCAGUUGAAAAACCAUUUCAAAGACAUUUUGUAUCCCUCAGCCACUGGUUAUCAGCUGAUCAAGUGACAUCCCUGUACAAUGCAACAAACCUCAGAGAGGAAUGCGCUUCUGGCAAUGUGAUCAUCUUAAAAUGUUUGGCGUGCGGGACACGGGCCAGCUACGGGCCACGGAUUGUGGGGGGCAAUGCGUCCUCCCCCCAGCAGUGGCCCUGGCAGGUCAGCCUGCAGUUCCACGGGCACCACCUCUGUGGAGGGUCGGUCAUCACCCCACGCUGGAUCAUCACGGCCGCCCACUGCGUCUACGACCUGUACUUGCCGAGUUCAUGGAGUGUGCAGGUUGGUUUUGUGACUCAGCAAGACACUCAGGUUCACCCGUAUUCAGUGGAAAAAAUUAUAUACCAUCGAAAUUAUAAACCCAAGACAAUGGGAAAUGAUAUAGCACUGAUGAAACUGGCAGCACCGCUUGCUCUCAAUGGUCACAUAGAGCCAAUUUGCCUGCCUAAUUUUGGUGAACAGUUCCCAGAAGGGAAAAUGUGUUGGGUGUCAGGAUGGGGAGCAACUGUGGAAGGAGGUGAUACAUCUGACACCAUGAAUUAUGCAGGUGUUCCUCUGAUUUCUAAUGCAAUUUGCAAUCACAGGGAUGUCUACGGUGGGAUCAUAAUGCCUUCAAUGCUUUGCGCCGGUUUCCUAAAGGGAGGGGUAGACACCUGCCAGGGAGACAGUGGGGGCCCUUUAGCAUGUGAAGAUAUGAGUAUCUGGAAGUUGGUGGGGACCACCAGCUUUGGAGUGGGCUGUGCAGAAAAGAACAAGCCAGGCGUCUACAGCCGAACCACCUCCUUCCUGGACUGGAUACACGAACAGAUGGAGAGAGAAGAACUGCAGACCUGA